AGGCUGUGAGGAGCGUCUGUCCAGCAGAAAGCGCUCUGACUCGGAGCGGUCCGCCUGCAGGUCGCGGCUGAGCGCAGUUCCUGCGACCCUAAGCGCCCGGAAUGGGCCACUCCUUACGCGCGGCUGCCCUCCUGGCGUUGGUGGUCCUGUCUGUUCUGGUGUCACUCCUCAUUACGAGCCUGAAGCAGUUUGGAUCGGGAUCAACGCGCUUAUCCAACUCCACAGAUCAGGAGGGUUUGGCGUCGCUGCGCAGCGCGCUGGAUCUCCACCUCAGGGAAAGAAGGAAAGAAAUCCUCCCUCUGCUCCUACAUCCUGAUGGCGAUACGGACAGAGUGUUGGAAGAAGUUCUAGAGCAGAACUAUGGUUUGGACUCCAGUCUGUGGAAUGAGGUGUCUGGUUCUGGGAAGGCGCACCGGGAUCCUAUGGGCUGUGAGUCUCUCCUGGACGUUCGGGCUGUGGAGGUUCUGGGCUCUGGAUACACCAAGCUGGUUGUGAAGGCGAAUCUGGCCGGAGGUCAGUCCGUGGCGCUGAAGCUGGUCAACGAGCAGGGCAUCGACAUGAGCAAGUGUUUGGAGGAUUUCAAAGACCUGCAGGGCUGCAGGGAGCUGGUCUCCUACAAGCUGCAGAAAGAAAUGCUCCUGCUGCAGAGGCUGCGCCAUCCCAACGUCAUCCAGCUUAAGGGCCACUGUUCAGGACUCCAGGGUGGAGAGGGAGUGGAAGGAGGAAGAGUCACAGUCAUUAUGGAGCAAGGCACGCCUCUCCAGAUGAUCCAGCUGCUCCAGACUCCUUGGGAGGACAGAUUCAGGGUGUGUCUGGAUCUGGUCCGGCUCCUGCAUUUCCUCUCCUGGUCUCCUCUGGGCUCCGUGGGGCUGCUGGACUUCCAGCCUCGGCAGUUCGUCAUUGUGUCCGGCCAGCUGAAGCUCACCGAUCUGGACGACGUCAGCACGGAAGAACCCGCCUGUCGGACGGACGCCGACUGCGUGCUCCAGUUUCCGCACAGAAACUUCACCCUGCCCUGCUCGUCUCAGGGUGUGUGCGAGGGCCUAAACGAGAAGAGGAACAUUUAUAAUGCCUACAGGUUUUUUUUCACCUACCUGCUGCCCCACCAGGCCCCACCCGGCCUCACACACCUGGUAGACCACAUCAUGAACUCCACAGGGGAGCUGAAAGCCAACAUCAAUCAAACUCUGGAGGCCUUUGAACGCAUCCUCCUCCUAUACAAAUCAGGCAUUCACCUGGACAACCUGCAUCCUUCAAUACUGAGAGAUUACAGCGUGAUGCGAGACAUGAGCACCUCUGGGAAUGUGGAGUACCGCUGCUGGCCAUCCUACAGCCAGCAGGGCUGCGUGCUGUCCGUCCACAGCGCCAGAGAGGCGGCAUACAUCUGUAACUCCCACUCUCAUUGCAGCAGCUUCACUCUGACCGGACAGAAGACGUGGACAGGCCGACUCCUCGCUUCAUUCAGGAGCAGCUUUGGCCACCUGGUGCCUGAAGGAGGCUCGGAGGUCUAUUUGAAGAAAAGCAAAGUUCCUCAACCGCCGUCGUCGUGACCUGAAACAAAGCAAUCACAGUGGAGCCAGAGCUUGCGUGAAAAGCAGCCCGUUAUAGGGAAUGAAGUAGGAGCGUCUCGUUUACGCAGAAGCCU
Molecule: messenger RNA, 1645 nt
Organism: Cyprinodon tularosa
Lineage: Eukaryota; Metazoa; Chordata; Actinopteri; Cyprinodontiformes; Cyprinodontidae
Gene: pkdccb
Product: protein kinase domain containing, cytoplasmic b
Exons: 7
Coding region: 102-1550 (482 amino acids)
Biological process (GO): protein phosphorylation
Molecular function (GO): non-membrane spanning protein tyrosine kinase activity; ATP binding
Source: RefSeq, a predicted model, not a curated record